Molecule: messenger RNA, 720 nt
Organism: Quercus robur (English oak)
Lineage: Eukaryota; Viridiplantae; Streptophyta; Magnoliopsida; Fagales; Fagaceae
Product: subtilisin-like protease SBT3.3
Exons: 3
Coding region: 113-505 (130 amino acids)
Source: RefSeq, a predicted model, not a curated record
UAAUAUUAUAAUUAAGAACAUCUCCGAUUUCUUGGACGGUGGUGGUGGCAAAGAGUUGUGGCUAUAAAAGAAAAAAGAAGAGCCAAAAGGUAAUAAAUAAAAAGCUAUAAAAAUGGGUCUAACUCCAAGAAUAUUUUCAUUUCUCUCUCUCACAUUGCUGCUGCUGAUACCGAUUACAACAAUGGCCGAGCGUGUUCCGGAAAAGAAACCUGAUCAAUCAUCAUCAUCAUCAUCAGAAUCAGAAUCGGCGGUUCACAUCGUAUAUGUGGAGCGACCCCAAGAUAUGGAGCCUGAGGCUUUCCACAUCCAAACCCUAGCCUCCGUCCUCGGCAGUGAAGAGGCUGCAAAGGAGGCUCUGAUAUAUAGUUACAAGACAGCAGCUAGUGGAUUCUCUGCUAAGCUUACACCCCAACAAGUUUCCCUCAUUGCAAAACUACCAGGUGUUCUUCAGGUUGUCCCAAGCCGGACACUGCAGCUGCAUUCGGGACCCGGGAGGCUGCAUUAAAGGAUAUGAAACUCCUGCACCUAGUAUACAUAUCUCUCAAACAGUUGUCUCGUGUAUAAACCAGUCUGCCCUAUGUGCUGUCCUGUGUGGCAUAGGAGCUUUCACCUAAAUAAGGUUUAACUUUUGGAUUUAAGCUGUAAAAUACUCUCGUGUGAUUACUUAUGCAGGUUAUAUAUAUAUGACAUAAAAAAGAUAAGUUGUUUUGGUGUUCCUAA